Messenger RNA from Candidula unifasciata, 1492 nucleotides. The record is from the annotation of a GenBank genome assembly. Lineage: Eukaryota; Metazoa; Mollusca; Gastropoda; Stylommatophora; Geomitridae.
AUGUUUGAGGCUUCUAUAGACCACAAUAAUGGCUCCAGUGAAGAGUGCAAGAUUUCAUAUUCGAGAUCUGAACCGGAAGUAAAACGAUGUCGUUCACUUCCGUGUAGAAUGACCCCUGAUUAUCUGAAACAUGAGCUGCAAAGGUAUUACCUGAACGCACCUAUUGUAAGUCGACAAGACAAUCCUCCGGUAUUUUCGAGUGAUGAAACUGCAGACGAUACAAAUGAGUUGCGCGGGUCACCGUACAAAUCUGGUGUAGGUGGUCAUGUGACAUCAGAAAGAAAUGGCGAGGAAAAUUCUAGUUCUGGCUCUGAUACGCCGGAAUCCUGUUAUAUUGAUGUGGAAGAUGACACAGCACCAAGUUCGCCGUUAAAUCUGUCCACAAAUGACAACGAAUGUCAUGACAGCAAGAAUGACAUUAUUGAUGACAUUUCUAACAGCUCGCCGAUAUCUCAAAAGAAAAUUACUGCAAUUUUUCCCAAAAGUGACGAAACUGUAUUCCAUACUGAACCGUGCAAGAAUAAAACAGAUUCACCUAUUGGCCAUAUCUCAGCCAAUGAAAUUUCACAAGAAAAGAAAACGAACUUUUCAAUAGACGCCAUUUUGAGACCCGAUUUUGGAGUCAUUCGUUCCGCCGUCCAGACAGAAGACCAUCCCCACCACCUGAACCUCCAAGCCGCCAGCCCUCACAACAACCCCCGCACAAAAUCUUCAGCAUUCACACCAGUCGACCUCAGCACGAGAUCAAGAUCCGACUCGUUGUCUUCGCCGUCUUGUUCAUCCUCUUCUCCGUCGCCACCAUUAUCAACAUCAUCGCCGUCUCCUCUACUGAAGUCGGAAUCAAAACACUCCGGUUUAUACAGCAAACAUUAUAUCGGACAAGAAAAUAUACUUCUGGCUUCGAAAUUAUUUCCCGAACCAACCAAACAUUUUCAUAACUUCCUUAACGCUCAUAUUCCCUUCAUCAAUCCGCUUCACGCAAAUGGAGUAAAAACUUUCCCCUUUAUAUAUUCAUCCCAAAAUGGGCUUUCUUCCAGACUGCCUUCGAUUCAUAAUUCCACCCCUACAGAAUAUAGAACAAAACCAGAACAUGAAAAACCCACCUCAAAAUUUCUAAGUAGAUCAUUUUAUCCAUUCGCCGGCGAGUCAAAUACAAUGUUAAAAAUGUCCGCACAGCAAGAAGGCCACAUUAAAACAGACAGUGGCCAGGCUUUUCACGUUUUGGGCCAAAACAAGCAUAGACAAAAUUCAAUAAACUCAUUGCCACCAUCAAAAACUGAGAAAAACCAAAAUACAAAUUCUCAGUCCAAACUGGCAAUGGGAGUAAAGUCGAGUAAAAUGACGUCGGCAAAUUGCAAAGUCGAAUUAAAACAAGAGAAGGCGGGCCAUGGCGACGACAAAGCAGGAGAUUCUGCGGGAAAUUCAUCCAAUGAUAAUGCACUGUGGCCUGCCUGGGUGUUCUGCACCCGGUAUUCAGACAGGCCUUCUUCGG